UUAUUUAUCAGAAAAAUCCCAUCUUUGGUUGAAGAGAGUUAUAGUGAAAUCUUCUCCCAAAACCACGGCCUUAAACCCACUGAGAUGUUCCGCUCAAUCGCCUCAUCCUCCGCCACUCCGCUUCUCUCUUCUCCUCCCCUCCAGUUCACCUCCCAGUCCCACCACUGCGUCAAACUCCACAACCCCUUCAAUUCAAACACAAUCUUGAAGAAACCAUUUAGCCCGUCAAACUUAACCCUCACGAAGACCCACAGCAGCAGCAGUAGUUUCCAUUUCGCGACUCAUUCCGAGAAAUCCUCUGAUAGUGACUGGGAAUUCCGAGACGAAGAAAUUGAAGGUGAUGAUCACGAGGGCUGCCCGUGGGAAGGCGCGAUUUUGUAUAGAAGGAACCCGGGUGUCUCGCAUUUGGAGUUCUGCACUACUCUUGAGAGGUUGGGGUUGGGAAAGGUGUCCUCGGAGGUGUCGAGAACUAGGGCUUCGGAAAUGGGACUGCGCGUGGUGAAGCCUACGAAAGAUUGUCAGGACGGGACGCCGGUUUUGAUUUCGGUUGAUGUUGCUAGGAGGAAGCAGAAGUUGAGGCUGGAUGGAAUUGUCAGAACUGUUCUUGCUCUUAAUUGCAAUAGGUGUGGUGAAGCAGCUGCUCAGAGUGUCUACUCCAACUUCUCACUUUUAUUAUGUGAAGAACCCAUCCAAGAACCAGACACCAUAAACCUGGGUGUAAUCUUUGGAGAAGACAAAUCCAAAAAUUUUGGAAUGGGCGAAGCAGAGGAUGAUGUAGAUUCUCUAAUUGACGUAGAUGAUCAGCUAUAUUUUCCUGUAGACGAAAAAGUCAUCGACAUUUCUAAAAACAUAAGAGACCUUAUACACAUAGAGAUCACCAUUAGUGCUCUCUGCAAUCCCAAUUGCAAAGGACUAUGUCUCAGAUGUGGUACCAAUCUCAAUAUCAGCAGCUGUACGUGUGGAAAGCAUAAGGUGGAGAACAAAGGUUAUGGCCCCCUCGGAGAUUUAAGGAAGCAAAUGCAGAAAACAUGAGCUCGAAGAUACUUUCUCUUUCUUUGAAUAUAAUGCGAAAUUGCAACGGAGUAUGUUAUGUUGUGUUUAUUAUAUUCCUUUCUGCUAAUUGAUUCCCCCCUCCUUUGCUCACUCUUGAUGUCUGCGACAUCAUUGGCUGUGGGAGUGAAACUAGAUCGAAAGUUCUGCAAUAACUAUUUUGACAUGAUAUUUUGUACAGUUUACAAGAAGAUUCACGUCUCGGUCAACUUAUUCUCUGUUUUGGAUCUUGGAAA
Molecule: messenger RNA, 1286 nt
Organism: Sesamum indicum (sesame)
Lineage: Eukaryota; Viridiplantae; Streptophyta; Magnoliopsida; Lamiales; Pedaliaceae
Product: BTB/POZ domain protein, putative (DUF177)
Source: RefSeq, a predicted model, not a curated record